This is a messenger RNA of Paramecium tetraurelia, 6189 nucleotides long. RefSeq lists its product as uncharacterized. The record is from RefSeq and is a predicted model, not a curated record. Gene Ontology annotation, cellular component: centrosome; spindle pole; kinetochore. NCBI's taxonomy places the organism in Eukaryota, Ciliophora, Oligohymenophorea, Peniculida, Parameciidae. The transcript has 4 exons. Gene Ontology annotation, molecular function: microtubule plus end polymerase activity; microtubule plus-end binding. Gene Ontology annotation, biological process: establishment or maintenance of microtubule cytoskeleton polarity; microtubule polymerization; centrosome duplication.
AUGUCAGAAGAACAAUUUAACGAAACGAAAGAAGCGGCUGAGCCUUACAAACCUGUUGAUUUCAAGGGCGAUCCACAACAUACUGAAACCAAAGUAGCUCAACCUGUCUAUGGGAAUGAUGAUGUGCCGAUCGGAAAAUCUUCAAAUAAAUAAAUGCUCGAUGAAUUUCCCCCUGAGGAUUUUGUCCCCAAAAAGCCAGCAGCCAAAAAAGCACCCAAAAAACCUGUACAUCCUCCCGUUUAAAACGAUGAACCCAAAGUUGUAGUUAACCCUGAUGAAAUCCCAAUUAAACCUGCUGGGGCAGGUGUGCUUGAUGAGCAGCCUGUUGGAGGAGGCAAGAAAUUCGCUAUUAGUGAAUACCCUGAAGGAAUGGAGGGGGGAGGAGAAGAUGUGCAAUAGACAGUCCUUCCACUUGCCCAGCGUUUGAAGUCAAAAGCAUGGAAAUUGAGACAAAGUGCUUUCGAAGAAAUGGCAGAACUCUUUUAAAAAGACGAAUCUCUUGAUGAAUAUUACGAGGAGUGGCCCAAGCUGAUCAAUGAUAACAAUCCUGGAAGUUAAGAAAAAGCAUUGAUAGCCUUAUAAAUAUUUAUUUCCAAGUCCAACAAGGGCUAAUUCGCAGCAAGAUUUGAUGCUAAAGAGACGAUUCGAAUGUUAAUAGACAAAUGUAUUGCUCCAGGCAAGAAAUAAAUAGUCAAACUAAGUUAAGAAAUCUUUUUUGAUAUUUUUGAAAGAAGAGAUAAAUAAGAAAUGUUUGAUGUUGUUAAUGAAAUGUUGAAAAACAAAGUGCAAAAGGUUUAAUGCGCAGCAAUCCAAAGCUUGGUUGAAUUAUUGAUAACAUUUGGUCCAAAGAGAUUGGAUUAUUUGAAACCUUUCUUUCCAGAAAUCGAGAAAUUAGCUUAAUCUACUGUUUCAUCAAUCAAAACCGAGUGCAUGAACUUUUACAAGGAAGCUCACAAAUGGUUGGGCGAACCAAUCUUAGCCCCUUUUAUCAAAGGACUUAAAAAGUUAUAAUUGGAGGAACUGGAAAAGUUCCAAAAGGAAUGGCAACCUAUUCCCAUGGUUCCUACAAGAGGUGGAGAUGCGGUAACUGUCGGAUAAGGAGGUGGAGCCAAUAAUGGAUUAGAUGCAUAUGACUUGGUUGAUGCAGUUGAUAUUUUCAAUAAAUACAAUGAGAAGUGGUGUGACAAGGUCUUAGCCCAAACCAAAUGGAAUGAAAAGCAAGCCUUAUUAGAUUAAUUGUUAAAAGAGUUAGCUACUCCUAAAAUAGCUCCUGGCAAUUAUGUACCAAUGAUAGCAAUGAUUAAAAAACUACUAGUAGAUUCCAAUUAGGUUAUAAACGUAUGCGCUAUUAAAUUAUGUGGAGCAUUUGUUAAAGGACUAAGAAAAAACUUUACUGCUUAAGCAAAACUCUUAUUUCCACUUUUGAUGGUUAAAUUGAGAGAAAAAAAAAAUAUAUGCUAAGAAGCCAAAGCUGCUUUGGAAUUGUUCCAUUACUGUUUAUAAGUGGAAGACGUUGUUGAAGAUUUCAAGGAAGGACUUGCUGACAAGAAUCCACAAAUGAGAGCUUAAAGUCUGUUAUUAUUUGCUAAACUUGUGUAGUUGAAAGGAUUCCCUCAAGGAGCACCUAAACCUAAAUUUGUGGAUUGUGUCAAGCAAUUAUUGCCACUGGCUAAAAAAUUAAUUGAAGACAGUGUUCCAGAUGUGAGAGAAGCAUCAGUACAAAGUUUAGGCACUCUAAAACCAUAUUUAUCAGACUAAUUGAUUAAUUCCUUUUACUCAGAUAUUGGACAAUAAAAAUUAAGUAAAAUCAAUGAAAUUUCUGGUCAAAUUGAAGAAGAGAAAAAGAAGGAACAAAUUAAAAAGUAGCCUACACAAGCCAAAGAACAAUAAGCAGCUUCAUAGGUUCAAUAAUCCACUAUACAAAACAGUUCAAUACAAUAGGCAACAGCUAAGAAGCCUCCUCUUUCUCAAAAGAGUAAUAUUGUAAUUACAGAAUCGCCAGAACAAAGUGUAGAUCAAUUAGAGGGUUUGCUAAGAAGUUAUGGGGUUGAUGAUCAAUUUUUUGAAAACAUCAAUGGAAUGCCUAAGUUGAAGGCUGAAGCUAUAAAGAUGCUUGAAAAUGAAACUGACACUAUGUAGCAUCAUUUUGAGGACGUUUUGAACUUCUUGAGGAUAAAAUUGAAGGAUUGGAAGGAAGCCAAUCUUUCAAUAAAUAAGGAGCUGUUUGCCAUAUUGAUUUAUGCUAAUAAUUUGGAUCCAAAGCCUUUUACUCAAAAAUCAUUUUAACCUUUGUGCAAGUUGCUGGUUGAAAAAAUGACAGAUUCUAAAUUCAGAGAGGACAUCUACAUAAUUUUGAAGGGAUGUUGUGAAUGUGUGAAUCCUAAAUACAUUGUGUUGUAUUUGAUGACUCAAGCUGUGCCGAAGGAGGAUAAGGACAGUGGUAAACUUACGAUUGUGCCUCCCUAGAAGAUUGGAGAGGUGAUUAAUAACAUUUCGAAAAUCAUUGAUAUCGUUACUAUUCGAAAUGUGCCCACCAAAGAAAUUAUUGAUUUCGGUAAGGAAUAAUUACAAUCAACAAAUGCCAUCAUCAAGACUUCUUGUGUAGAGUUGUUCAAGACAAUGUACAAGUAUAUUGGCUAAGAAUUGCUCUAAUUUUUGUAGGAUGUCUAGCCCCCAAUAAUGAAGACUCUUAAUUCUGAAUUCGAAAAAAUAUCAGUGUUAACUUCUUAUGAACCAACAGUCACUUUUACAGGAGAAGCAGCCAAAGAAUGUGGAGUGAUCCAGUCUCAACCCUUGUCUUAAUCAAUUAUGCAAUCUACAAUCUCAUCCAUCAAUGAUAACUUGCCUAGAGCUGACAUCUCAAACUAGUUACAAUCAGUUUUAAAGAAAAUGGCUGAUGUCCAAUGGAAUAAGAGGAAGGAAGGAAUCGAGGAAUUGGAUAAAUUAUUAACACACAAUAAUAAUAGAAUUUAGAUAAACGGAUUAAAUGAUCUGAUCAACAUGCUCAAACAAAGAUUGAGUGAUAACAAUAAAUAAUUGGUUAGACCCAUUGUUUAGAUAGUGGGUAGAGUAGUUGAAGCCUGUGGAAAGGAUUUUAAAUCAUCAGGCAAAUAAUUGAUUUCACCAUUAAUCUCAAUUCUUAGUGAUAAAUAAGUGUUGGUUAGACAGGAUGUAGUUGCUAGUUUAGAUAAGUUUUGUAUAGCCAUUGGCAUAGAUUAAGUGAUCUUGCAAAUGCCACCUUAUUUAUAGAUGGAAUCCAUUGAGUUGAAACAAGAAGUUCUGUUAUUCAUUAUGAAAUACAUCGAGGCCUUACUCAAAUUGGAUUACAAGCCCUUUAUCUUACCAUUAAUUAAUUGUCUUUGUGACAGAGUCAAAGAAGUAAGAUAGGCAGCAGAGUAAGUUUGUGAAAGGAUGGUUGAAGAUGUGGGCAUAGAUCCAUUUUUAAAUUAAAUGAAAGAUCUGAAACCAGCUGUUGUUUAAUAGGUGAAGCAGUUCUUUGCCAAAUUUGGAAUGACCGAGGUAGAAGAAACUUCAAAGAGAACAGGUAAAACACCAAAGGGCAAACAAUAAUAAUUACAAUAAAGUUAAUAACAAGAUAUCAGAAAUAUGAAAAGAAAUUUGACUACAAAGGAUUUGUAAAGCGAUUUGAAUACCUCUCAAGAACCAAAAUAAAGAAAUGAAAGAACUCCAAAGAAAUCAUUACAUUAAAAAUCUCACAAGACUCUACCAUAAGACAACACUCCAUUAAGACAAUAAAAAGAAAAAGCCAUCUUCUAAGAUGGCAAUAGUUUGAUUGCUAGAAGUGCAAGCAUCAAGGAAAUGAAACUGUUAAGAUUGCAAUCGGAUUAAGCAUAAUGGUGGGCCAGUGAUUGUUUUCCAAACAGUGCAUUCAGUGAUCUGUAUGUAUGUCUAAGAGAGGAUCUCUACAAUCAAUUAAUGUCAUACAAUUACAAGGAUGUUAUGAAAGGCUUGCAAUAAUUAAUGAUUAUUUAGAACGAUCCUGAAUAGAAGACAGACAUAAUUGAAUUAAGCGACUUACUAUUAAAAUUUGUACUAGUUAAAAUCUAUGGGUGUUCUGCCAAUCAACUAUUAAUUAAUGCCUUGAUUAGUUUCCUAGAUGCAUUCUUUUAGACUAUAUCCAAAUCGAGGUACAUCUUAACUGAAGUAGAAUAAAUUGUGAUAAUCUCCUUAAUAAGAGAACUAGUCUAUGCUGGAGUUGAUGUCCAUCCAGAAUUGAUUCAAAAUCUGCAAUUGGUGUUCCCAGCUGAAAUUAUGAUUAAAAGACUCCUUCCUUUGUUUAGGAUCAAUCCUUAAAGUAUUCACCCCUUCUUGAUUGAUCAGAAGGAGAGAAUUGAUACUUAAUUAUGCAAUUUGAUCAUUCAAGGUCAAUUGGCCAAAUUCUUUCCUCUGGAUCUCUUCCCAGAAUAUUCAUAAUACUUCACUAAAGAAUUACAAAAUGAAUUUAUUACUCUAUUCGGAGAUAAUACUAUGUAAGAGAUAUACCUAACAAUAGUAACCAUAUUAGUAAUAAUAAUAUUAAUAAUAAUAAUAAUAACCAUAACCGUAGUCAGGAAGUAACCAAUUGUCUAAGGCACUGUAUAGUUGCAAUCAGCAAAGGAUCCAAGAUCACAAUACUUCUUAUCAAUUUUAGAAUCUCUAUUGAGUGAGUAAACUUCUCAAAAAAUAGAAUCCCUAAUGUAAAUCAGUGAUUUGCUAACUCAAAAUAUAUAACAAAAUCAACAGUUGUUUGUUGACAAUGCAGAGGCCAUUUGCAAAUGCUUCUAAACUCUCUUACAGAAUACCUUCACACAAAGAGAAACCUACCCUGCACAAUUCAUACAGUUCUUCCUCUAAGCCUUAAACAAAUUGUAUUAACUAAAGCCAUAUGUAAAUUAAUUGCCAUAUGAACUAUUGUGUGGAUUCACUGAGGAGAUUAUGCAAAGACUUUUGACUGAGGACGAAAUAAAAGCCCAGCAUGAGAAUGGAGAUGCUACAGUUAGAUAACUCAACUCAACCACUCUUCGUAUCUUGGAAAAUACAAGCUAGGAUAUCAUGUUUUCUAUUUUAUUCGACAUUUUAACAAAGCAUAGACGGAGAAACAAUUCGUCGAAAAUGAUAGGCUUGCUUGUUAAAUGCAUAGCCAGAUUAACAGCAAAAGUAGAAUAGAAUAGUAACAUUAAGAUUGAAUUACUUCUUCUUAAAUUCCAUAACUAUUUGAAUGAGUUUUAACACUAUCCUAACUUUGCUGUUGAUGAGUAAGGAGUCAAAACAAUUAAAGUUGUCCUCCAAUAAUUAGUUAAAAUGAGGGGGGAGACCAUUUGGGAAAACUACCAUCUUGUAGGCAGAAGCACCCAAUAAGAUCAUUAUCUGAAUAAAUGGAUCCAAGCCUAUUUGGGCAAUCCUUCCUUGUAAAAUGCCUAACAAGAAAACAACCUCCCUGAUCAAGAAUUACUGUAGAUUGCCGAGAUGUUGAGAUCGCCUAACUUAUUAGAUACUGGCAUCCAAAAGAUGGUAGACAAAAUCAAAAGAAAUCCAACUAUCCAAUGGUAGAAGUACGUUCAAGAUCAAUAGAUCUAAUUACUCAUAUAGUAAUAAUUGACUAAUGGACAGGCACCCGUACUGGGAGGUUAUAUUAGUAAUCAGUCUACUCUAUAGCAAUCCUAGUUAUAAUAAUUGCCCCUAUAACAAUCGCAACUAUAAUAGAACUCACUACAAUAACCUCCAUUGCAACAAUCCUAACUAUCUGUUAGACCUUAGUUACAAUACCCUGCACAAUAAUAACAAUCACAAUAAUUAUAGAAUUAAUUACAAUAAUCACAAUUAUAAGACUCCUAACUGUCAGUUAGGCCCUAGUUACAAUAACCAACACAAUAGCGACAAUUAUCACAAUCACAAUAAUAAUCACAAUCGCAAUAAUAACAGCAAUAAUAAAUGUUACAACAAUUGGUUCCGUAUCCAAAAUCGACUAGAGAAGUUGAUCAAUAAUAAUAAUAUAGCGAUACUCUAAAUGGCUAAUAAUUCAACCCAAUAUAUGUCUGUUAAUUAAUACCAAAUGAAUUCAAAUCAAAUAAAUAUUUAAUGCAAAAAUUGACUGAUAUGAAAAAUAAAGUUCAAACUCUUGUUGGUCCAAAUAAUGUCUAACAAGCAUAAAAUUCUAGAUCCUUUUAAAAUAAUCGUAUGGCAUAAUGA